CACUUUUUGCAGAUAUACCAAUCAUUAGUCCAGUGUACGUGUAUAUAUAUAUUUUCCCAACAAUUUUAAACGAAGAAAUUAACGGAACGAGAUAUGAGUGCAAACCCUAGUAGCAGUGGCGGUGGUGGAAGCAGUUCCGGUAGCGGUGGCUGCGGCGGUGGCAGUGGCGGUGGUGGUGGACCCUGUGGGGCCUGCAAGUUCUUGAGAAGGAAGUGCGUUCCGGGUUGUAUAUUUGCACCUUACUUUGAUUCGGAACAAGGUGCGGCCCAUUUUGCGGCGGUUCAUAAGGUGUUCGGAGCCAGUAACGUGUCGAAGCUUCUUUUACAUAUUCCGGUCCACAAACGGCUCGAUGCGGUGGUGACUAUUUGUUAUGAGGCCCAAGCCCGGCUCAGAGAUCCGGUUUAUGGCUGUGUUGCUCACAUAUUUGCUCUCCAGCAACAGGUAGUGAAUUUACAAGCUGAACUCUCAUACUUACAAGCUCACCUAGCAACCUUGGAGCUUCCGUCACCACCGCCACCUCCACCACCAACAACACUGGUAACCCCUCCUCCGCUCACAAUAGCAGACCUUCCGUCGGCCUCCUCCGUGCCAACUACGUACGAUUUGUCAUCCCUUUUCGAACCGAUGGUUCAACCUUGGGUCAUGCAGCAGCGGCCAAUGGAUCCACGACAAUUCGGAAGUAGCACAGGCUCAUCAUCAGGUACUGGCGGCAGUGGUGGUGGUGAUCUUCAUGCUUUGGCUCGUGAACUCCUACACAGACAUGGAUCCCCACCCCAUGGUUCUAUGACGUGCCCUGAUGCUUCAUCUUCACCAUCUUCUCUCUCUAAAUGAGAUUGAACUGAUACACAAACUGCUUGCCUGAGGUUCAUAUAAUUGAUCUAUAUAAUUUUUUUUUUCCCCUAAUACAUGCACCUUGUUCUUUGUU
Ziziphus jujuba (common jujube) is the source of this 925-nucleotide messenger RNA. RefSeq names its product LOB domain-containing protein 18. Gene Ontology annotation, biological process: positive regulation of DNA-templated transcription; hormone-mediated signaling pathway. Lineage: Eukaryota; Viridiplantae; Streptophyta; Magnoliopsida; Rosales; Rhamnaceae. Gene Ontology annotation, cellular component: nucleus. The record is from RefSeq and is a predicted model, not a curated record. The coding region runs from base 94 to 831 and encodes 245 amino acids. The transcript has 2 exons.